AUUAUUAAAUUGAGUGAAUAUAUCGACAAACAAAAUUAAAUUAAACUUUCAUGUAUUGCAAAAAAUAUUAAAAUCAUUUAAAUGAUUUUUUUUCGAUAAAAUUAAAUAGUUCAAUAAUUUUCUUUAAAAAAAAAAAUGGAUAAAACAGUAACUAAAAUUGGUUUUACAUUUUUCAAUGCAAUAACUCAUUAUAUAUUAUACAGAAUUGUAAUAUUUUUUUUGGUUACAUUAACAAACACAGGAUUUAAAUUAAUUAAAAGUAUAUUUAAAAAAAGUGAAUGUGGUAAAAAGUCAGUUGGUACAUCAAGCUCAGUAAUAACCAUAACUCGUGGAGCCUAAAUUAAAUCAAAAUUUACAAGUUAAUAAUUUAAAAAAUAAAAAAAAAUGGUAGAUCCAAUGGAAACAUUUGUGACAAACACACGCAAUGAUUUUCCAUGGCCAAAUGAUGUUCCCUUGAUAGCUGUACCAAGUGCACCACCAAAAAAUACUGGUCAAAGAAUUUACUUGCAAAAAAUAGAUCCAGAUGAUUGUGAGUGUGAUUAUCAUUCUUAUGACUCAGACAUGAAAAGGUACAAGAAGCUAGCAAAAGAAGAAGAGAAACUUUGUAGUGAUAUGAGAAAAAUAAAUCAUGAGAUGAAUGAUUUAUUAGAAAAUAUAUUGAGCAGUCAAUGUAAGAGUGAAGAUGAAUCAAUGGAGAGUAUUUACAAGUCAGCUUAUGAUAAAAAAGAUUAUCCUAUUGCCAAGUAUCGAUCACUUAUGGCAUCAGUGGAUUCAUCAAUUGGAGCUCCAAUAAAACCAGCAAUAACAGAACUCAAAAAUGGAUAUCGAGAUCCAAUAAGAUUCAGACAUUGUCCAGUUGAAAUUCCUCAUAUUGAAACAUCAAAACCUGUUGAUUUUAGCCGAGUACCAGAUAUGUGGUCCUUGUGGACGAAAUUUCAAGGACGCACUGAGUAUAUGGACACUAUCAGUAAAGAGGGACUUAGUAUUUUAAAAAAUCGACUGCAAUAUUUGGAGCCAUCACCUUCGUCUAGAAGAAGAGAAGGAGAUUGUGAUUUAUAAAUAUUUUAUUGAAAUAUAAAAAUUGUAAAAAUAUAAAAGACAAAUAAAAAGCAAAAUGAAAUAGAAAAAAGCAAAAUAAAAA
Molecule: messenger RNA, 1141 nt
Organism: Aphidius gifuensis
Lineage: Eukaryota; Metazoa; Arthropoda; Insecta; Hymenoptera; Braconidae
Exons: 5
Coding region: 385-1059 (224 amino acids)
Source: RefSeq, a predicted model, not a curated record